AUUUUUCAGUCACCUACUCCACUUGGCCCCUCCAUGUGUGGUAGUCCAACCAGGCAACUGAGAAGAGAAUCAGUCAAGCCGGGAACGGCGUUCACAAAGAUGCUGCUCUGACGGCUAAACAAGAACAUCCAUCGUUGAGAGAAAAAACGGACGACAAUAAUAACUCCCAUACAGUUAUGGAUAAUACUGAAUCGUGUCUACAUCUAAAUUCUUCUGUUCAGGUCUCCCACCUGAGCUCCACCCCCUCACAGCCCCUUAGCAUCAUGGUGGGCCCCCCUCACCCUCACCACCAUCACCACCCCUCCGUCAUCAGCACCACCAUCAACCCCGGGCGGCCCCGCACAUCCCUCAUAAGCACCCUGGGCUCGCCGUUCAAUGGGCUGGGCGGCUCGCCGUACUCCGUCAUCACGUCGUCCUCUCUGGGCUCGCCAGGUGUCUCCAUGCCCCACACGCCCAUGCCCCACACGCCCACCAUAGGCUUCAGCACGCUCUCCAGCCCACAGAUAAACUCUCUGAACAGUGUGAGCAGCAGUGAGGACAUCAAGCCUCCUCCAGGCCUGGCUGGACUGGGUCACAUGAACAGCUACGGCUGCAUGAGCCCAGGGUCCAUGUCCAAGCACAUCUGUGCCAUCUGUGGGGACCGAUCCUCAGGGAAACACUAUGCCGUGUACAGCUGUGAAGGCUGUAAAGGCUUCUUCAAGAGAACCAUCAGGAAGGACCUCACCUACACGUGUCGAGACAGCAAGGAGUGCCUGAUCGAUAAGCGCCAACGCAACCGCUGCCAAUAUUGUCGCUACCAGAAGUGUCUGGCCAUGGGCAUGAAGAGAGAAGCAGUGCAGGAGGAGCGUCAGCGGGGCCGGGACAAGAGUGAUAACGAGGUGGAGUCAACCAGUAGUUACAACGGGGACAUGCCGGUCGAGAAGAUAUUGGACGCGGAGUUGGCCAUCGAACCCAAGACUGAAGCUUACAUGGAAGCCAGCACAGGCAACUCUAAGAACGACCCGGUCACCAACAUCUGCCAGGCAGCAGACAAGCAGCUAUUCACCCUGGUGGAGUGGGCCAAAAGGAUCCCCCACUUCUCUGAGCUGCCCCUGGACGACCAGGUCAUCUUAUUACGAGCAGGCUGGAAUGAGCUGCUCAUCGCCUCGUUCUCCCACCGCUCUGUGACAGUGAAGGACGGGAUCCUCCUGGCCACGGGCCUCCACGUCCACCGCAGCAGCGCCCACAGCGCAGGAGUGGGCUCCAUCUUUGACAGAGUGCUGACGGAGCUGGUGUCUAAGAUGAAAGACAUGCAGAUGGACAAGACUGAGUUGGGCUGCCUCCGAGCCAUCGUCCUCUUCAACCCAGAUGCCAAGGGCCUGUCUAAUCCUACAGAGGUGGAAGCCCUGAGAGAGAAGGUGUACGCCUCGCUGGAGUCCUACACUAAACACAGAUACCCAGAGCAGCCUGGCAGAUUUGCCAAGCUGUUGCUGCGUCUGCCUGCACUGCGCUCCAUCGGCCUCAAGUGUCUGGAGCACCUCUUCUUCUUCAAGCUGAUAGGAGACACGCCCAUAGACACGUUCCUCAUGGAAAUGCUUGAAGCGCCGCACCAGAUCACAUGACACGAGUCGUACCCAUUGUAAAUACCCCCUGAACCCAAUUCUCAGAUCCCCUAGCUUUACCCCGGAGUACAACUGCUAUGAAAUCAAACUUGAGAGUUCUUAACUUGCAUAUUUUGUACCAACCACAAUUAAUAAUGUGAAAAUAAAACGUUUCUAUUGGUAUUUUAAGAAAAUGCAACACUGUAAAAGGUGAAUUCUAAAGAGGAUUUUUUUUGUAAAUAGAAGAGUAUUAAUUAUCAGAUCUAGCAACAACUGAAUACAACAUGAAGUCUUAUUUUAUUCAGUGAUGAAUAGUAUGAAAUACAAUGUCACUAGCAUAGAAUAUCUGUGGAAAUUUAAAAAAAGACGACUUUGAACGUGAUGCCCUGUCAAGUCAUUGUGCCUUGCCUUCAACGUUUAUUCUUAACCUCAAUUUGAUUUGAUUUGAAUUGCAGUUCGAAAAGAGAACACAACAAAAUAACUCACAUUCUAUACAUGUGUGGGAGAGAAGAAUCCCAGCAGAGUUUAUGAACAGAACCUCACCCUUCAAAUAAUCCAGAUGUCUGUUUUUUUAUGCGAUACACUUUUAAUAAAGUCAAUGGUAUGCGGUAACAUCA
This is a messenger RNA of Salvelinus namaycush (lake trout), 2197 nucleotides long. RefSeq names its product retinoic acid receptor RXR-gamma-A-like. The transcript is spliced from 10 exons. Gene Ontology annotation, molecular function: nuclear receptor activity; nuclear steroid receptor activity; retinoic acid-responsive element binding. Bases 177 to 1601 code for a protein of 474 amino acids. Lineage: Eukaryota; Metazoa; Chordata; Actinopteri; Salmoniformes; Salmonidae. The record is from RefSeq and is a predicted model, not a curated record. Gene Ontology annotation, biological process: anatomical structure development; positive regulation of transcription by RNA polymerase II; cell differentiation. Gene Ontology annotation, cellular component: RNA polymerase II transcription regulator complex; nucleus.